Sparassis crispa is the source of this 891-nucleotide messenger RNA. RefSeq lists its product with no specific name. Gene Ontology annotation, cellular component: nucleus; pericentric heterochromatin. The coding region runs from base 1 to 891 and encodes 296 amino acids. The transcript is spliced from 5 exons. Gene Ontology annotation, biological process: negative regulation of transcription by RNA polymerase II; chromatin organization. Gene Ontology annotation, molecular function: chromatin binding. The record is from RefSeq and is a predicted model, not a curated record. NCBI's taxonomy places the organism in Eukaryota, Fungi, Basidiomycota, Agaricomycetes, Polyporales, Sparassidaceae.
AUGGUGAAGGAGAGAAAUCUCGAGCUGUCUGACGACGAGAACGAGAGGGAGGUGCUCACAUCCACCAGGAAGAUGAGCAUCGGCGCGUCGAAGGCCACUUCGAAAAACAAAGAGCCCUCGCCCAUGGAGGAGGAUGAGCGAGACGAUGGCGACGAAGGCUCCAACGCCGGUUCAGAGGAGUACGAGAUUGAAGAAAUUAUCGACGCGAAGCACGGGGCCUUUCCUGCAGGCAGACUUGGCUAUUUGGUCAAAUGGAAGGGUUAUGGCGAAGAACACAACAGCUGGGUUGACGAGAACGACGCGGGGAACGCGCAGGGUCUCAUCGAGGAAUACUGGAGGAAGCAAAAGGCUGAGAAAAAGAGCAGAGGCAAGCCUGCCGCUCAACCGCGUCGUUCGACCGGAACGACGAAAGGACGCAUGUCCAUCUCGCAAAGGGAUGAAAGCUCUGAGGUUGAGGAGACUCGCCAGAAGCUUGAGGAGGUUCGUACCAAGAAACGUGGAAGACCAUCGAAGGCUUCCGUCGAACGUGAGCAGGGAGGCGAUGAAGAGGACGAGGAACCUCAGCCGGAAAAGAAGAAGAAACGUCACAGGAAAAGUACGAAUGGAUUCAAAGCGAAAGGGGACGCGGAACCGAUGGAUGAAGACGAGGAAGAGGAAUAUGUGGACAUGAAACGUUGGGCGAAGCUCCCGAGCUGGGAACGUCUUGUCGAAUCGAUUGACACGGUUGAGCGCGUAGAUGAUCAUCUCUUUGUGUACUUCACGUUGAUCAACAAUCAGGGCCGUGGCAGAGAGGAAUCGACCCAGUGCAGGGACAAGUUCAAAGACAUGUUAUUGGACUUUUAUGAGAAGAACCUUCGCUGGCGAGAGGAUACUGACACUGCGCAGAAGUGA